AUGGAGCGGCCUCUCUUAAGCCCGGCCCUGUGGGGUUGGUGGCUGUGGCUGCUCUGCCAGCCGGGCCUGGCAUUCUGGGGUUCACAGCUGAGCCGGAACUGCCACAACGGCAGCUACCAGAUCAGCGUGCUGAUGAUGAACAACUCGGCCUUCCCCGAGUCCCUGGACAACCUGAAGGACGCCGUGAAUGCCGGCCUGGAUGUGGUGAGGGUGCGGCUGCUGGCGGCCGGAAUCCAGGCAAAGGUGAAUGCUUCCUUCAUGUAUUCGGACGGCCUCAUCCACAACUCCGGGGAUUGCCGCAGCAGCACCUGUGAAGGCCUGGACCUGCUGCGGGAGAUCACGAGGAGAAACCAGAUGGGCUGUGUGCUGAUGGGACCUUCGUGCACCUACGCCACCUUCCAGAUGUACCUGGACACGGAGCUGAGCUACCCCAUGCUGUCCGCGGGCAGCUUCGGCCUGUCCUGCGACUACAAGGAGAGGCUCACGCGCCUCAUGGUGCCCGCGCGGAAGCUGCUGUACUUCCUCGUGGACUUCUGGAAGGCCCAGGACCUGCCCUUCAAGACCUUCUCCUGGAACUCGUCCUACGUCUACAAGGACACCUCCGACUACGCCGAGGACUGCUUCUGGUACCUCAAUGCGCUGGAAGCCGGAGUCUCCUACUUUUCUCAGGUGCUCAGCUUCAAAGAAACCCUGAGGCGUCAAGAUCAGUUCCGGGAUUUCUUAACAGACAGACACAGGAAGAGUAAUGUGAUUGUCACCUGCGGGACCCCAGACCACAUCAACAAGCUGGUAGGAGACCAGGCCGUCGAUGAAAACACUGUCAUCAUCCUGGUGGAUUUGUUCAAUGACCACUACUUUGAAGACAACGCCACUGCUCCUGACUCCAUGACCAACGUCCUGGUCCUCACGCUGCUGCCCAGAGACUCCGUCCUGAACAUCUCCUUCUCCAGGGGCCUGCUGCCGGAGAAGAAGGACUUCGCGCUGGCCUACCUGGACGGCACGCUGCUGUUCGGACACCUCCUGCAGCUCUUCCUGCAGCGCGGCCAGGCCGUGGACAGCACCAGCUUCCCGCUCGCCUUCCGGAACCUCACCUUCCCAGGUUACAGGGGCCCCGUGACCUUGGAUGACUGGGGUGACAUUGACAACACCAUGGCGCUCCUGUACACCUCUGUGGACACCCGGAAGUACAAGCUCCUGCUCACCUACGACACGCACCUGAACCGCACGCACGCCGAGGACGCCAGCCCCUCGUUCCUCUGGAAGAACCACCGUCUCCCCAACGACGUGCCGGGCCUGGGCCCGCAGGUGCUGCUGAUCGCCGUGUUCACGCUCACGGGCACGGUGGUGCUGCUGCUGCUCAUCGCGCUGCUGGUGCUCAGGAAAUACAAGAGGGACCACCAGCUCCGCCAGAAGAAGUGGUCGCACAUCCCCUCCGCCUGCCUCCUGCCCCUGGAGACCAGCGAGGCCGGCCCCGUGAGCCUCAAGAUCGACGAGGACAGGAGGGGCGACGCCACGCAGCGGCUGCAGCAGUGGAAGUACGACAAGAAG
Molecule: messenger RNA, 1548 nt
Organism: Dipodomys spectabilis (banner-tailed kangaroo rat)
Lineage: Eukaryota; Metazoa; Chordata; Mammalia; Rodentia; Heteromyidae
Product: heat-stable enterotoxin receptor-like
Exons: 13
Source: RefSeq, a predicted model, not a curated record